Messenger RNA from Hippocampus zosterae (dwarf seahorse), 528 nucleotides. RefSeq lists its product as uncharacterized. The record is from RefSeq and is a predicted model, not a curated record. Gene Ontology annotation, molecular function: small ribosomal subunit rRNA binding; structural constituent of ribosome; mRNA 5'-UTR binding. The transcript has a single exon. Gene Ontology annotation, cellular component: ribosome; cytosolic small ribosomal subunit. NCBI's taxonomy places the organism in Eukaryota, Metazoa, Chordata, Actinopteri, Syngnathiformes, Syngnathidae. The coding region runs from base 1 to 528 and encodes 175 amino acids. Gene Ontology annotation, biological process: ribosomal small subunit assembly; maturation of SSU-rRNA from tricistronic rRNA transcript (SSU-rRNA, 5.8S rRNA, LSU-rRNA); translation.
AUGAAGGCCGAGGAACAGCCCACCGAGGCGCCGAAGGCGGCUGCCAAGAAGGGCAAGCGCGGCAAGAAGGGCCCCGAGGAGGUCGAGGGCGAGGAGGGCGCGCAGAAGGGUGUCGUGCAGUACGGCCCGCCCGAGGCUAAUGACGAGAUUGUCUUCGGGGUCUGCCACAUUCUGGCCUCCUGGAACGACACCUUCAUCCAUGUGACGGAUCUGACCGGCCGCGAGACCCUCUGCAGGGUCACGGGCGGCAUGAAGGUCAAGUCCGACCGAGAAGAGCCCUCGCCCUACGCUGCGAUGCUUGCUGCUAUGGACGUGAUCAACAAACUCAAGACCCUCAAGAUCAAGGCCUUGCACAUCAAGCUGCGGGGGCGUGGAGGCACGGACUCCAAGCAGCCGGGGCCUGGCGCCCAGGCUGCGCUGCGGGUGCUGGCCCGCUACGAGAUGAAGAUCGGCCGCAUCGAGGAUGUCACGCCCAUCCCCACUGACUCCACCCGCAGGAAGGGCGGACGCAGGGGCCGGCGGCUUUGA